This is a messenger RNA of Bolinopsis microptera, 3024 nucleotides long. Its product is annotated as MAGUK p55 subfamily member 7-like. The record is from RefSeq and is a predicted model, not a curated record. The transcript has 9 exons. Gene Ontology annotation, molecular function: protein binding. Gene Ontology annotation, cellular component: plasma membrane; cell-cell junction. The coding region runs from base 1177 to 2829 and encodes 550 amino acids. NCBI's taxonomy places the organism in Eukaryota, Metazoa, Ctenophora, Tentaculata, Lobata, Bolinopsidae.
GUUAUCUAUUGUCAUAUAUCCUCGAUGUGUUUGUCACCAAACCGAUAUUUUGCGGACUUUCUGAUCAAGGGGUUUAUUGGGGGAUGUUUUGUUGUGAUGCUGUAUCAUUUCAUGGUGGUCUAUCGACCUUUAAUUACAUGUACACAAAACCCCCUCCGGGCCGGUUGUAGGCUGUUGUUUGGUUAUUUUCUAACUAUCUAAAUUCUUGUGAUAUCCAUAUGCAUGCAAUAACCUAGCUAACAUUGUCAUUUAAGCUGAGUGAACCAAACACUAGCGGCAAUAAUGUCUAACAUGGUAAUACUUUGCACGCAAUUACGAAGGCAAUGUCUCAAGUACUAAUUUUAAUUAAUUGACUUCGUGAAAGCUAUCAUAAAUUACAGUCACAAAUGGCAUCAGCAAAGUCAGCUAAAGUCAGGGUGAAGAAGAAUGCCCCGGUCCAUUCUCGUGGGAUUAACGAACUCUAUGUGGACACAACACAGCCCUUUAAUCAACAGGUGGAGAGAGCAUGGCGUAUUUUAGAUGAAGGGAAGCUUGACCAUGUCUUAGUGCACGGAAUUGGACCUGCUAUACAACGUGUCAUUAAUUUGGCUCUGCAAAUCAAAUUACGAGGAAAUGGAAUGUUUGAUGUCAGUGCAACAACUCACACUGUGCAUCUUCAUGAUGAUUUGACUCCAAUAAAUGACGGAGAGAGUGGAUUGGUUACUUCGCAGACUCGAAAGAAUAGCUCAAUAUCAAUUAAGAUUUUUAGAACACUCAAUGUUUCAAGCUGAUGUGAUUGGAGACAUUUCACAAAGAAUUGCAGAUGUAAUGUUAUCAUAUCAAGUGCCAGUGCGAGUGUUAAUGAUUGUCUGAAAUGUUGCUUUUUGGUUUAAAAAGCUGUUAAAUUAUUAGAUUAUUGGGUUGACUUCAAUAAUGAAUUUCGUUUUUACUCCUUGUGAGAUUCAUAAUUUAUUUGAAUUUUAGUCAUAGUGUGUCAUGGAAAUUGUAUUCUAAGUUGUUAUAAUUAUAUUAAGUCACUUAAUAGAUCUUUCUAGACUACUUAUUAUUCUUAACUUACGAGUUUAAUUAUCACCACAAAACCCAUUUUGGUUUGUCGAUUAUCUUAGUUGGAUUCUUAUGUGUAGCCAUCUCUAUAUCACGAACAAUAUACUUUAAAUACACAAUAAUAGUAGGGUGAUGACAGUUGCAGCUGAGGAGGAUGGAGUUAGUGAGGAUGGUUUGGACUAUCUAGCAUCACUCUUUCAAAAUGCAGACUACAAACAAAUUAUGCAGGUUCACUCAAAGAUUCAAGAAGUGGAGAGGUUACAUAACACAUGUAAGGAUGCCAAAUCUAAAAACAAUAACCUACUAAACGAACUGAAGAAUUUGAAUUCUCCCUCUGGCAAGCAACUCUUCAAUGUCUUGUCAUCUGCCUCAAUGCAUGGAUUGUUUACAGUUCAUGAUACGAUAUCGAGGAAGGAUUACGAACCAAAGUUGCCGGCAAUAAGCCCCGACUCUGACAGUGAUCUCGAGGACGAACCCCACAUCAAACUUAUCAGAAUAUACAAAUCUAGACAGGAACUAGGAGCUACAUUAAAACGGGACGAACAGGGACACAUCCUAGUCGGCAGGAUAAUGCACGGCAGUCCGGCUGAUAAGAGUGGUUUGUUGCAGCCUGCUGACGAGGUAAAGGAGAUUAAUGGUGUAAACGUGAUCGGGAGAUCUCUGGACGAUGUGGCUAAGAUAUUAUCCAACACCGCUAACGGGUGUCUUAGUUUCAAGAUAGUCCAGGGUAGAAACAAUACCCUUCACAGUAACGACUACGAAUCUCACUUGAAAGCGAACUUUGAGUACAACCCCAGUAUGGAUAGAACAUGUCCGUGUCCAGAAGCUGGACUCGCCUUCAAGCGAGGAGAUAUCCUGAAACUUAUUUCAUCAGACGAUAAGAUGUGGUGGCAGGCUAGUCUUAUCAACGAUCCCGCCAUGAGGACAGGUUUAGUACCCAGUAGAGAAUACCAAGACAGACGAAUAUCUCAAUCCGGGACGAGUGAAGACAGUUUAUCUUCGUCACAGAGUAAAGACAGUUCAAAAAAGAAAGACAAUAAAUCUAUGAGCUUCAGAAGAAAGAAGAAGGCGAAGAAGAUGAUGUUUUCCUCCGCUAAGUCGUUGGAAAAGGACGCAGAAACUAUGCACUGUUACGAAGAGGUGUGUCUCCACUAUCCGGACCCUGUCAGCCCGCGCCCUAUUAUAAUGGUGGGUGCGCCAGGAGUUGGGUGCGACGAGUUGCGCCUGCGCCUUAUCGGCAACAAGACAGCACAGUACGCAUCUCCCAUACCACAUACUACCAGGUCUCCUAAACAACACGAGAUAAAUGGACGAGAUCUCGUCUUUGUUACCAGACCAGAAAUGGAACGAGGUAUAAAAAGUAGGCAGUUUAUAGAGCACAUGGAGUAUAAAGGACAUCUUUACGGAACCACAUUUGAAGCGGUGGAAAUGGUUCAGCAAGCUGGUAAAUCCUGCAUCCUGCACCUCCAACCUCCUUCUAUCAAGAAACUGAGAGAGAGCAAGCUCAGACCGUAUGUUAUCUUAGUGAAGCCGCCCCCCUUCCAGCGGCUACAGGUUACACGGCGCGAUCCUUCACUACAGUUUAGACUGUCCGGGGUAAAGGAGUUCAAAGACGACGAACUUUCAGCGAUGAUACGAGUAUCAGAUGCAAUAGAGAAACAUUUUGCUAACCUGAUAGACAGAGUUCUGGUAAAUGACGAACUUCACGCAGCGUACAGAGACUUAUUAGAAGUGAUAGAAAAUGUAAGGAACAAACCUCAGUGGAUAGCUGCUUCAUGGGGUUGAACCCCAACAGUCAAUAUAGGGUCUUCACUGGCUCUUCAGAUACUAAUGGCGAAGUAGUUAAAAGAAGGAAUGAGAGAGAGAGGCUGACAAGGCCAUCAAAUCUAAUAUUCUGAGGGUUAAUGAAGAAGAGGUUCCGGUGGUCAAAGAAACUGAGAAAUUUUUGUAUAUUUUAUAGAAAAUUUAUUAUCAUGAUUA